AAAAACAACAGCAAAAUUCAGCAGGACUCGGGAUUCUGAACCAAAAUAAAAAUUACUGCCAAACUUCCAGCAGAUCUGCUUUGGGACUGAGGCUGGGACCUGAAAAGCAUCUGAAGGAGGCAAACUGUGCUGAGCAGGUGCUGGGGGAGCAGGGGGCCCAAGGAGACCUUUCCUUGCUGCCCCACGAUGAUCUCUGGCUGAGGGCUCCUGGCCACGUGUGGAGGAGACAGAAAAAGCUUUGCAAGCUCCUUCCCAGCUCUGUUCCACCAAAAGCAAGGAAAUAUUUUUGGAUAGGAGUGUGGGUUGGUGGAUCUUCUUGAAGGAUGGCUGGCCAGGAGGCUGAGGACUCUGGAGCAGAAAUGCAGUCGGAAAAGUCGCGGAUGAUCCCUGGGCUGCCCCCGUACGACAUGGAUGAGCAGCUCCUGCCCGGGCAGCCCCGCAGCCCCUGCUGCUGCCUGGCCUGGACCCUGCUGGUAGGAACCAUGAACUCCCUGCUCUUCCUCCUGAAUUUGCUCCUGAUGUUUGUUAUCUUCACCGUCGUGCUGCUUCCCACCAUCGUGGUGGUUUACUUUGGCUUCCAGUGCCACUCCCAGGUGCUGCACUCCUCUGCCAGCUACUGCAAGAGCGUCCUGGAUGACAACAGCUCCUCUGCCCUCAUCAUCCUGGGCUUUGUCAUCAUGUCCCCCCUGCUGGUGGUGGCCAUGGCCAUUUACUGCAGCCUGGCCCGGCGCCUGCAGCUCCUGGUGUGCUGCCAGCCCUACAGCCUGGCCCUGUACAAGGGGGGCCGCUGGUGCCACCGUGGGGAGGGGGCUCUGUGCUGUGCCAGGGGCUGCAGCAGCCAGCUCAAGGCCUGGGUGUGACCCUGCAGCACCAGCAGUGUCCCCUCCCUGUGCCCCGUCCCCAUCCUCAGCCCUCCCUGGGGAGCUGCUCGGCCAGGUCACCCCGUGCUUCAUCCCAAAAAUCCCCAAAAUCUGCAAGAGAGGGAAAACACAGCGUGGGACAGGUGUGGGGUGGGCAGGGCAGCUUCAUCCUCCUGUGCUUCAUCCUAAAAAUCCCCAAAAUCUGCAAGAGAGGGAAAACACAGCGUGGGACAGGUGUGGGGUGGGCAGGGCAGCUUCAUCCUCCUAAAUCCUCCUGUGCUUCAUCCCAAAAAUCCCAAAAAUCUGCAAGAGAGGGAAAACACAGCGUGGGACAGGUGUGGGGUGGGCAGGGCAGCUUCAUUCUCCUGUGCUUCGUCCCAAAAAUCCCCAAAAUCUGCAAGAGAGGGAAAACACAGCGUGAGACAGG
Haemorhous mexicanus (house finch) is the source of this 1287-nucleotide messenger RNA. RefSeq names its product transmembrane protein 88B (gene TMEM278). The record is from RefSeq and is a predicted model, not a curated record. The transcript is spliced from 2 exons. Bases 324 to 860 code for a protein of 178 amino acids. Gene Ontology annotation, cellular component: plasma membrane. Gene Ontology annotation, molecular function: PDZ domain binding. Lineage: Eukaryota; Metazoa; Chordata; Aves; Passeriformes; Fringillidae.